UGGGAACAGAUUGCUAUCUGUCUUAAUUAGGGACUAAUUGACGUAAAGUUGGAGAUUACAGAAGCCAUCGUGACAGUGUGGAAGGCGGAAAAACGAGCUUACGACGGUCACCUGAAGGCAGCAUUUUCGUCUGUGUGCGUUAGUUACGACACAUUCUUGUCAUCCAAAUGUAAGAGGACACCGCUUCCUGGUGUGGACCUAUAAUAAUGGACUGAUGAGAGCAGGAGGAGGUAGACCUCGGUGUGAUCUGUUGUGAUUGAGCCUACGAGUCCGCGGAGACACUAAGACACCGUAUUCAGUCUGAGGAAUGUCAGCUGUAAACAAAUCUGAAGAGGAUGGAGGCUCCUUCUCCUCGAAGGUCAUCAAUAUCGUGUUUGUUACGCUGCUGCUGGACCUGCUGGGAUUUACACUGAUUCUACCUCUGCUGCCUUCAAUUUUGGACCAUUAUGCAGGGGACGGUGUGUAUCAGUCUCUGCAGGGUGUUGUGGACUGGUUCAGGGAGGCCGUGGGGAUUCCUUCAGAAAAAAAAUACAACAGUGUCCUGUUUGGAGGUCUGAUCGGGUCACUGUUUUCUCUGCUACAGUUCCUGUCUUCACCUCUAACUGGGGCUCUUUCAGACCGCUAUGGCAGAAGACCCCUGCUCAUCCUCACCACAUUAGGGCUGAUGUCCUCCUAUGCGGUCUGGGCCGUUUCCCGGAGCUUCAGCAUGUUCCUUUUGUUUCGAGUAAUUGGGGGCAUUUGUAAGGGAAACGUCAGCCUCUGCACUGCCAUCGUGGCCGACUUGCCUUGCCCGAAAGCACGGAACAGAGGAAUGGCAAUGAUCGGCAUUGCGUUCUCCCUUGGCUUCACUGUGGGACCUCUGAUGGGUGCCUACUUUGCCCUCAGCUCCAAAACAUCAGGAAAUGUCUUCUUCCAAACUCCAGCUCUGCUCGCCUUGGCCUUCAGUGCUGCUGAUCUGCUCUUUAUUUGGGUCAUGCUGCCGGAGACGCUCACAAAGGAUGUCAAGGCUUCAUCUACUGGGUUCGGGGACUCCACGGACCUUCUGAACCCAUUAUCUUUGUUCCAUUUUUCAGCUGUUUCCAGGACAAAAGAUCCACCUCCCAAAGAGAGAAUGCAGAAGCUUCAAGCGUUGGGCCUGGUUUAUUUCUGCUACCUCUUCCUGUUCUCUGGUCUGGAGUUCACGCUCAGUUUUCUGACUCACCAGCGCUUCCACUUUACAAGUAUGCAGCAGGGAAAGAUGUUCUUCUUCAUUGGUGUCAUCAUGGCUUUGAUCCAGGGCGGUUACGCUCGCAGAAUCAAACCUGGGCAACACAUCCACUCUGUUCAAGUGGCAAUCCUAACAUUAAUCCCAGCGUUCAUUCUCAUCGGGCUCUCAUGGAAUAUAACGAUGCUUUACGUCGGCCUGGCGUUGUACUCAUUUGCUGCUGCAAUAGUAGUUCCAUGCCUGUCGACUCUUGUUUCUGACCACGGGACGGCCAAUCAGAAGGGCACAGUGAUGGGGAUUCUGCGUAGUUUGGGCGCUCUGGCCAGAGCACUGGGACCAGUUGUUACGUCCUCUGUUUACUGGAUAGCCGGAGCUCAGAUCUGUUUCCUCCUCAUGUCGGCCUCUUUCAUUAUUCCUCUGACUCUCCUGAGAACGGCCCGAAGGCUUAAGGGGGAGUGAAAGUCUUCUCUCUGAUUGCAGAGAUAUUUUCUAGCUUAAAUGAAUGUUAUGAUGUUUACAUCUGCUGGGAAAACAAGCACUGAUGUCUUAUUUUGACACACGAACAAAAAAAAAGAAAGAAGAAAUGUAUACUUUCUGCGCUGUUUGCCAAGGAUCAUCACAUGAAACUAAAUAAUGUGAAGAUGUUGCAUAUGCCAAAACAGAUAUUUGUUAUUGUACGAAAGAGUGGACAUAAUGCCUUUUAAUGUGCACACAUAGACCUGUGCAUAUUGUGAAAUGUACGGGUUAGGUUGAGGUACUAAUGACUGUGAUGCUCACAGAUAUUAUUUUAUACUGCAGUAUUUUAUCAAUCACUCAGAUUUUAUAUUUUACAAAGUAACGUUUCAUUUUAGCUCACUUUAAAAAUGUGGAUAUUGUAUUUUCCUUGUAUUAAAAAAGAAUAAGCAAGUCUGUGUAUGAAAAUGU
Messenger RNA from Centropristis striata (black sea bass), 2128 nucleotides. RefSeq names its product major facilitator superfamily domain containing 10 (gene slc75a1). Bases 308 to 1663 code for a protein of 451 amino acids. Gene Ontology annotation, molecular function: transmembrane transporter activity. NCBI's taxonomy places the organism in Eukaryota, Metazoa, Chordata, Actinopteri, Perciformes, Serranidae. The transcript has 13 exons. The record is from RefSeq and is a predicted model, not a curated record. Gene Ontology annotation, biological process: transmembrane transport. Gene Ontology annotation, cellular component: brush border membrane.